Molecule: messenger RNA, 1101 nt
Organism: Phytophthora sojae
Lineage: Eukaryota; Oomycota; Peronosporomycetes; Peronosporales; Peronosporaceae
Exons: 3
Coding region: 1-1101 (366 amino acids)
Source: RefSeq, a predicted model, not a curated record
AUGGGUUCAACUAUUGAGGAGCGAAAUUUGCUAGCUGGCGUGCAGACUGGUGAAGCUCCAGGCUGCACGCUCAGCGACUUGCCUGUUCUGAUGCAGGAAACUGCGAUUAAGGGGGUUGGCUCACGUUACUUCGGUGGUUCAAGGCAUCUCAAUUUACAAGGCCGCGACACAUGUAUACUGCACGGCCUCGGAAUGCUGUUCGUCGGAGCGUCGGAGCCUUUCAGCUAUGUGUUCCCGCUAGUGCCGCACGAGGCGGCAUCGGAUUUGCCAGGGGAGAAGGCCUACAGCCAUGACGAAGCUAUACUCUACUGGGAGAACCUUGAAGUGAAAGCUGAACCAAGGAACGAGCCACCAACAAAGCGCGUGAGAGGAAGGCCCACAGUGUUCAAAUAUAUUAACGACAUCAUCACCAUGGUCUACGAGCGCCAAGCCCAAGCCUCUGCCCCGCUGCCCGCGACGCUCACCGCAGGGCUGAGCAGCCACUCCUUGUGCCGCGGCUCCGCAGCGUAUGCGAACACCUCACCGCAGCUUGCGAUCCAGCGGAUCUCGACCCGGGGAGCUUGGCUGCUGGACUCGCUCACGAAGGCGUUCGAGUACCUCUGCAAGAACGCCAGCGGCUUCACGGACACCACGCCCAACGUCGACGCCUUAGUCCUGGAUGCGGCGCUCGCGUCCCUGCUCAUCCAUCUUGACGACAUCGCGACGGCAUCCCAGCAGGAGCAGGCUGCCACAGGCUUCACAUCGCAUUACCUGUACCGCUUCCACAACGCAACCAACGUAGCGCUGGGAGCUCGGCUCUCGCUGGACUCGUACAUUGGUUGGGGUCGGCAGCUUCGCACGGCUUGGCAAACGGAGAACUUCGGGCAGCUGGGUGAACGCAGCAAUGGAAACGCCACCAUACUUGCCACAGCCGUCACCCAGAUGCUAUCGUCCAUCGCAGCAAUGCAGCGCACACUUCAGAAGCUCGUCGCGGUCCACGAGAGCAAGUCCGCCAGCGCUGACGGUCCUGCUCCUUGUCGCUGUGAUAGCCAGGCCCCGCAGGCGACCACUGACACCGUCGUUGAAGCGCACUCUCUUGCUGGCUGCUUCUACAACUGGUAA